Notothenia coriiceps (black rockcod) is the source of this 1568-nucleotide messenger RNA. Its product is annotated as neural cell adhesion molecule 1-like. The transcript has 7 exons. The record is from RefSeq and is a predicted model, not a curated record. Bases 1 to 582 code for a protein of 193 amino acids. Lineage: Eukaryota; Metazoa; Chordata; Actinopteri; Perciformes; Nototheniidae. Gene Ontology annotation, molecular function: protein binding.
AUGGCAGAGGAAACAAAAGCUUUUCCCUCUCACUGUUCAUAUUUCUCAUCUCAUUGUCUUUGUUUUUGUUUUUAUUGUUUUUCCCAUCAUCUGUUCUGUAAUCCAUUGGACUUCUCAGAAUAUUCUUUCACAAUUUCCUCAGAGACCCCUCCUCAUAUUGCUGCCACCAGUUUGGCCCUUAGUGAGUAUGCCGAAGGGGAACCUAGUGCACCUAAACUGGAGGUGAAGGUCCUGGAGAGGGGCAACUCUCUGAAGGUGAACUGGAUCAAGCAGGACGACGGCGGAUCCCCCAUCAAACACUACCUGGUCCGAUACAAGGCUAAGCACGUGUCUGAGUGGAAGCCAGAGAUCCGAAUGCCUCAAAACAGCGAGUACACGACGCUGAGCGGCCUGGACUGGAACACGGAGUACGAGGUGUACGUGGUGGCCGAGAACCAGCAGGGAAAAUCAGAGCCGGGUGUCGUCUCCUUCAGAACCGCCAGCGACCCCACCACCAUCCCAGCCACCCUGGGGUGCCGGUGUGUUUCCUGCAGUCUGGCAGCGCUCCUGCUGUCCAUGCUGGCUCUGCUCUGCCUCUCAUAAACUGAUUUUUUUUUUGCGAGGAGAAAGAGGAAAGUCUGAGCCUUUGAAAUCUUUCAGCGCAGACUCCUUUGCUCUCUAUGCCUUUCGACCCCUUGUGCAGCCACACACAAGAUAAAAAAAUAAGAAGACAUUGAUUUCAUGAUGUUAUUACAGGGUGCUCAGUACUUGCAUCAUUCUCAAAUUUCGGGGGAAUUUAGAUUCUGUUAAUAUUUUUGUUUUCAUUUGUUUACAUGUUGUAUAUGAAUAGAUUUGGAAAGGGUUAUGUUACCGUUGGAUUUGGGAGUGUUUUAGAUUAGUAACACAUUCAUAAUGCCUUAAUGUGAUCUUAAGAAGGGGUGAUUAAUAGACUUACCUUACACUGUUUCAUUAUGUGUCUACAACCGGAAAUGGCAAUCACAAAGAGACUUUUAUUUUGGAAUUCGUUGCCUUUUAAACAGACACAUCGUUGUCACAAAUGACAUGAAAGCAUGAACACUGCAUGAAGGCAUGAUCCAGUAUUCAUUCAUGUGCUAUGCAGCUGCUUUAGAGCUCCCCACUGGAGCAUUAUGAAUGUGUUAACAGGUGAAGAGUGCCUCAUUCCUCUGUCUUUGGAUACAAGCUUGAAAUGUCCUGCUGUAUAAAAUGAGGAAAGAUUGCAGAGCAAAAAAAAAUGGACACUGGUUAUGGUAAUCAUUUUUCAAGAUUAAUUUUCACAUUAUAAUGUAACCGCCUUGUCUGGAGAGAAGGUUGAAACUAAUCAUGUUUUGUGACAAAGUGUACAUACUCUUUUCAAACUGACCUUGAAGAUUUUUUUUUUGUUCUUGUUCUCUUUCUACCUGAAAGCAGAGAAAUGUCUAAGUAAAAAAUACAUAUGUGCAACAACACUAAAAAUAUUUCAUUUUCAAUCAUGUGAAAUUAUUCUAUUCUCUGAGGAAUUUUUGUAAGUACAUAUCAGUGUGUUUCCAUGUAACCAUUGUAGGGUUGAAAUAAAUUGUUUCUUUUUCUUU